Molecule: messenger RNA, 1596 nt
Organism: Prorocentrum cordatum
Lineage: Eukaryota; Dinophyceae; Prorocentrales; Prorocentraceae
Source: the annotation of a GenBank genome assembly
CGAUUCGCCUCUGGGGCGCUCCGGCCGCGCGCAGCGUCGCUGCCCCUCCGAUGGCUGCCGCCCCUCACCAGCCUGAAACACGUCCCUGCCCCCAUGCUUUGCAGCGCCUCGUCUCGAUGCGGGUCCUGGGGACGCCGUCGGUUUUUCCGAGGGCGCCUCCCUGAGCAUUGUCGCAUCGCCUCUUGGCCUGUCAACCGUGGGGGUAUAGGGAGGAGCUCGAGGCCGGUGCAUCCCGGCCACCGCCGCUGCCAGCGGGGCGCCGAGCGGCGUGCCCGCCGCCCGACCCGCAGCGCCCCCCCCCGCCCCCCCAAGGGGUGGCCCUGGGCCGGCGCGCCGCGGUGCCUCGUACCGAAACCCCUCCGGCGGCGGCGCAGAUCGAAUCGAAUCCCUUCGUUGUGUGCGCGCCCCAGCACGGGCGCGGCGCGGCACCCGCUGCCUGCGGCGGCGAUGCUGCGCGCAGAAGGCGGGGCCCCCGCCAGGGCCCCGAGCAGGCGGUGCCGCCGCUGGGCGGUGCUCCUCGGGUGCGGCGUCGCUGGCGCCGCCCCAGCGCCUCGGGACCUGGCCGGCGAGCUUGCGGACGCGGCCGGGGAGCCGUUCGAGGUCCGGGGGGCGGUGUCGUGCCUGCUGCAGGCGCAGGGCCUCGAGAUGCAGGCGACGGGCGCGCGGAGGGCGCCGCCGCCGCUGGGCGCCGCCCGCGAGGGCGCCUCCCUGGGCGCCGGCGCUGGGCACCGUGGCGGCCAGGACACGGAACGAUCUGCUGGUAUAGUGCGUAUUCCUGCCAUUUCCGGAGCCACGAGCUUCUGGUGGCUGUUCCUGAGACGCGUGUGGGCCGCCAUGGCCACACGGGACCUGCUGCUGGACCCCAAGUUCAUUGCUCCGACGGAGGGUCCCGCGCUGGUAUCGUCGCCGCGCGUCGGCCACAACAGUUCCGCGCCCGCCAGCGAUAGAGGGACCAACUACACCCUCACGGAGCUGACAGUGCAUUGUGGCGACAUGUUGGGCAUUCCCAAGUUCGAUUGGGCCAUCGUGUGCGACGUACUCGCUCUGAUCUUGGUAUUACUCUGCAUACCGCUACUUCUACAAUGCUCUCGCCGCCGGGCGCCUGGGACGCCCAUCUUCGACUUCUCCUGCUCCGCGGGGAGCCCCCCGGACUACUCGAAGCCGACGUACGCGUGAGCCCCCGCGGCCGCCGACCGGCCGCGCGCGCGCGCGCCGCGCGGGCGCGGCGCCGCUGCGGGGCCGUUGGGGGGGCUGUCGCUUUGGCGUGCUCGGUAGGCCUCUGCCGGAGGCCGUUUUUAAUGGGUCGGAGGCCUUGCGGCCUGCCGUGCCGACCCUGUUCGUCAGGACGAGGAGGAGGCGACAUGUUUUUCCCCUAAUUUUUGGGCUCGCGUUCACACGCGGCGCCCGCGGCUGGCGCGCGGGGGCGGCGUGCUCCCUCCUUCGCGCGUGCGCGCCCGAAAGAGCCCGCUGGGCUGCGCGCUCUGCGCCGCGGCGCCUCGCUGCGCCGCCAUCUCGCGCCUGGGGUCGGCCUCGAGCAGAGGUGCGCGGCCUGCGCUUCCCCCUCCUCCUGGGGUGCUCGUCGCCGUCUUUCUCUCC